Messenger RNA from Chara braunii, 2155 nucleotides. Lineage: Eukaryota; Viridiplantae; Streptophyta; Charophyceae; Charales; Characeae. The record is from the annotation of a GenBank genome assembly.
GUCGCCUCAUUGGAGGAAUUACACUGCCGACUACGAGGGGUGCGAGCGUUCUGCAGUUGCAUUGGACUGUCGGACAUGGCAGCGGAAAAGCAGGUCCUUGUGCGUACCUUUCUCGUUCUCUCCUUCGUUUCCGUGGCGUCGAUUUCUGUCAUCUACUUCUUGUCUCUACGCCCAGUGGACAGUAAUGCUGCUGCUGCCCCUUCUCCUCCAGAGUCUGUCUGUUGGAAUGGCCCUGCUCUCUUUGAGUCGCACCCAGCGGUUCGACAAUCAACGCCAGCGGAACAGCAGCAGCAGCAGGAGGAGGACAUCUCUCUGCCGACCCACGAUUCUUCCUCUCCUGCCUCCUCUCCUUCGCUUGAUGAUGUGCCACAUGGCAGAGCCACCGGCGCUCUAGUCCAGAUAGUAGGGGUGGGAUGUCGGUCGUGUUAUGUGGGAUCCACAUGCAGCUUCGACGUAAGACUGUCCUCAGGGGCAUAUUGGCAAGACAGCGAGUUGACAAGGAGGAGAGAACUGAUGGUGAAGAUCGAUGGCCCUUCGCUCUUGGAAGGGGCGGCUCUUCCGGUUAUCUCCUCGGUCAGUGGAUUACAAUGGUCUGUUUCUUACACGCCUUUCGAUGCCGGCGUCUAUGUCGUCACUGUCUACGCUGAAUGUGCCAUCACGUCACAAGGAGAAAGGAACGGCUCUCUCUUCUUCUCCGAUCCGAUCGAAAAGAUGCACAACGAGUCUACGAACACCAUAGCCGAAUUCCGGCUGACUGUGUACGAGGAGCCCUCUCGGGAAGGGGGGGGGGCGUUGUGUCCCUGCGACGGAGGGAUCUAUGGUCGCUGGCUGCCCGCCAGUCCCCCAAACAAGGACAAUGAUCAUCACGUAAGCAAGAACAAUGACAAUGACAACGACAACGACAACGACAACGGCGAUGCUCACAAUGACGUCAACGUCAACGACGACGACGACGACGGGACGAGUGGUGGCUCGACGAACGGACACGUGGCAAGCUUUCGCUGGCAGUUCUUCGACUGCGCGAAGCAGGUAGAUGCUCUCGAGUUCGUGGCAGCGAUGGCGUCGAAAGGCAUCGGCGAGAUAUCGUUCGUCGGGGACUCGCAUAACCGCCGGCUAUACCACCACGUAUGUUUCUUGUUGACGGGCCACGUUAAUUCUUCGGAGCGGGUUGCUCAGAUUGAUCUGUCCCGCCACGUGUCCUUGGUGGGAGAAGGAGGUAGGAGGUCCAACCUGACUCUGCGCUUCCUCUUUGUCCCGGGCAUUUGGGACGGAAGCGGUGCGUACGGCUGUCCUCUCGACAGUUUCGGGCGAAGGAAGGAGCCCCCCAAUCUCCCAUCGACAGGGCUGUUCGUCUUCAACGCCGCUCAUUGGGAGUACGAGCUGUGCCUGGAACCGGAAAUGGCUUAUGCGAGGUACCUGCCCACAUACCUGGAAUGGGGGAGGAGGCUGGCAAAGCAAGAAGGAGCGAGGUUGGUGUGGAGAAGCACGACGCCCUUCAAUGUGAGGACAUGGGGGUGUAGUUGGGGGAUAUUUCCGCGUCAAAGGAAUUACACGGCGUGGAGGAGACGGGAAAAUGGACAGGGGGGGACGUAUCUGCCGCCCUUGGGACGAACGAACGCAGGAUUUAGAUUAGCUAACGAAUUUGCGAAGCGCGCCGCUGAUGUGGCCGGCUUUCAGUAUUACGACAGCUGGCAGGUGGAAGCUCCCUUUUACUUCGACUCAUCUUCCAAGGACUGUCAUUACUCGCAGGUCACCUCAGACGGACGGAUGCGGGGCAUAGUGGGAGAGGCAGUUGCGCGGGAUUUCAUGAGUUGGGCGGCAACGCGUAUGCGAUGAUGAUCUGUUGUGUGUGUGUGUGUGUGUGUGUGUGUGUGUGUGUGUGUGUUGGGGGGGAGGGGGGACGAAGGAAAGACGGAGAAGGGGGACGGGGAGGGGCAGGGGUGAGCGGGGCGGAGAACGGUGCAACUAAAGAAGACAGAAAAAAAAAGAAAAAAAAAGAUAAUGCCAGCUGGCUGAAAUGAAGUCUUUCACUUGCGGCGUAAAGCUUCCCCUAUGGCUUAUUUUCCCGUUGCUAUUGGUGGGAUACAGAGAAAGAGAAGAUUAGCAGCAUGGCCCUUGCGCUUUUAAGGAUGACACGCAUAUAAAUCGAGAAAUG